CUCAUCGUUCGUAAAUUUCGGAUGCAUCCGUCCCAUUGUCCCGCGUCGUUGAUAUCUUGGUUCUUCUCUCCGUUGCGAUGAAUCCUCUCGUCCGCGCGUCGUCUGUGAGGGGCGGCAUGGCCGUCAAUAAUAUGAUAGUCUUGUCAUUGCCGUGGCCCUUCAAGCGGGACCCUGUUGGCGGUGUUUCCCACUGGAACAGCCUCGACUACGCAUCCCAACGCAAGAGGGAUGUGAGAGGAUGCAUGUGGGCAUUGCGCGAGGCGAGAAUAUGGGGAAAAUGGCUAGAUUCAUGAGAUGCAUGAUGGAUUGUAUAUAUACCAUCCAUCCUUUCUUUUGUUUGGUUGUUGCCUGCAGAUGGCCAAUGAUUUCUGGGCUGAGCAGAGGUCUGAGGGCAACACACCGUUCGUGACGGAAGACGACUGCUACGAGGGCUCGGUCACCGUCGCGCAUACGCCGAUGGAGGUCACCUUCGACCCGGCCACCCGCCGAUACUGGCCGCGCAGGGAUUCCAAGAUGACGUCAGACCCCUACCACUGCGAACCCAAACGGGUGUUUUGCAGCCUGGAGGUGAGAUCGUCAGCCAGAAGACAAUGAAAGCGCCACAUCCACGCUCAACGGCGGUAUCUUCAUGGGUGUCCAUUUGUUUGUUCACAGGUUCCCGAGUUGCACAAGAUGGGUGCGUAUGAGUUGUCGGACAUCCUCGAGGGCAAACCCAUGGCCAAGAGCAGCCCCUACCCGUCCACCUCAUCCAUCAGCACGGACGCCCCCCACAUGCCCACGGGUGAUAUCGACGACAUCGCCGUGCCCGUCAGCAAGGCCAAAACCAGCUCCUGCUUUAGCAUCGUGUCCAUCCAGAAGCUCAUCAAGUCGCUCGUUAGCUGCAAGAUCGGCCCGGGCCCUGCCAAGAUCGACGAGCACGAGAUCAUCAUCUGAGCCCACAAGUCGUUCCGCCCCGCACCGCUACCUACCGCCCGCACCGGACCUUGUCGAAGUCAGCCCUCGAAGCUACUGUCGCCCGUCUGCUGCCAAUCCGCCUGCCCCCAAGCCACCCACAAUCGACUGAGACCUCGCAAGUGCAAGAGAAGGAGGAGCAACAACAGAGUGAACAGGAGCAGUGAGCACCGUGCAGCCAUUUGCGCGCCCCACGCAGUGGCACAGACGACCGCUCAAAUGGCGGAUGGCACCAUACACCACACAAAGCGAGCCUCUAGCCCACCACACAUCACACACAUUAUCACACACACCACACACUUGCUGAACAAGGCAGCCGUCAAGGGGGCGACUUGGGGCGCUGCAUGGCUUCACGCUGAGCGAAAUGAGGGGCAGGGAGGCAGGCAGAAGUGCACAGCAGAUGGCGGCGUGGCACUGAAGAGACAGAUGUACGGG
Vitrella brassicaformis is the source of this 1386-nucleotide messenger RNA. NCBI's taxonomy places the organism in Eukaryota, Vitrellaceae. The record is from the annotation of a GenBank genome assembly.